Marchantia polymorpha subsp. ruderalis is the source of this 2973-nucleotide messenger RNA. Lineage: Eukaryota; Viridiplantae; Streptophyta; Marchantiopsida; Marchantiales; Marchantiaceae. The record is from the annotation of a GenBank genome assembly.
CUGUAUCUUCGACGGGCAGCCAGUGAUUAUGCGUCCAGGAUGAUAAGCUUCCGUGGCUCGCUUAUGUAGAUCUGAUCUAGAGUCUUACAUGACUUUCUUGGAGUAGAGUUACGAGAGCUGUUCUGAGCAAGACCUGAUCAGUCCAUUCUAGCGCACGGGCUUGAGGAGGAGGGUAUACUGGCGAGACUUCAAUCGAGCAUCGAGGAGCUUUGAGCCUUGUACAUUGUGUGAUACGCAAGAAGACACUCAAGACUCGAAGCAAAAGAAGAGUAGUUCAUUUCGACCAGAAACAACUUAAACAGAACUUCUAGCUUCCUUAAAAUACUUGCGAAGAGUUUCAAGAUGGCGAGCUCCUCCACGCCUUCUGUUACGUUCACUGAUGGGAGCAGCAAAGUCGUUCUGGACAAUGGUUAUGUCAAGGUUACCCUGUCCAAACCAGGAGGUAUUGUCACAGCAAUCAGCUAUGCAGGACUGGACAACCUCUUGGAGGUUCGCAAUAAGGAGACUAACCGAGGGUAUUGGGAUCUGAAUUGGAGUGAGACCGAUGCAAAAGACAUCUUCGACGUACCUGGUGGUACUGACUUCAAGCUAGUAUAUUCUGAUGGAGAUAGAGUUGAAGUUUCAUUUACUCGCCCUUUUGAUUCGAAUCGUAAUCCAGCAAUGGUGCCCCUUACUAUCGAUAAAAGAUUUGUCCUCCUUCGCGGACACUCAGGUUUCUACACCUAUGCCAUAUAUGAUCAUGCCAUUGGAUGGCGCGAUUUCAAUCUCAACCAAACUCGAGUUUGUUUUAAGCUUAACAGAGAUAUAUUUCAUUACAUGGCGUUGGCUGACAACAAGCUAAGGCUUAUGCCCUCUCCUGAGGAUAUGACGGAUGCUCGGAGUGAGCAGCUAGCUUACAAGGAAGCAAGACUUUUAACCAACCCCAUAGAGCCAUCUCUGAAAGGAGAGGUCGAUGACAAGUAUCUUUACUCCUGCGACAACAUACAAAACCAAGUGCAUGGAUGGAUGUGCGACGAUCCAGGUGUUGGAUUUUGGAUGAUCACACCCAGUAAUGAGUUCAGAAAUGGAGGUCCUACAAAGCAGGAUUUAACUUCUCAUACUGGCCCAACGUGCCUUGCAAUGUUUCACAGUGCACACUACGCUGGUAUCGAGCUGUGCGCUCAAUUCAGGAGUGAGGCUUGGCGGAAAGUGUUUGGUCCAGUUUAUAUUUACCUGAACAAAAAGCCUGCUGCAGCGAAAGUUCGAGACUUGUGGGACGAUGCUAAAGCCCGAAUGCAACUCGAAUGGAGAUCUUGGCCGUAUACCUGGCCCGCUUCUUCAGACUACCCCAAGGCAGCAGACCGAGGAGAAGUUUCAGGCCGAAUACUCUUCAGGGACAGGGUCGGAGAUGCCUUAAGACAAUCAGGCAAAGAUGCUCUUGUCGGACUGGCAAAAUCCAGUCAGCCAGGAGCAUGGCAGAAAGACAGCAAGGGUUACCAAUUCUGGACGAAAGCAGAUGUGAGGGGAAAUUACACCAUAAAAAAUGUGCGUGUUGGAGUGUACGACGUGGUCGCUUGGAUACCUGGCGUGCUUGGCGACUUUAGAAGAGAUGGUCGUAUCCGCGUCGGCAGAGGUGAGAAAUUGGUACUAUCUGACAUGGUUUACGAGCCCCCAAGAGCGGGGCCUACGGUUUGGUCGAUUGGUGUUGCGGAUCGAAGUGCCACUGGUUACAUUCCCGACCCAGAUCCGAAAUACGUAAACAAGCUGUUCGUGAAUCACCCUGAAAAAUGGCGACAGUAUGGUCUGUGGGCAAGGUACACGCAGUUAUACCCAGACCAAGACCUGAUCUACACGGUGGGAAAGAGUGACUGGACCAAAGACUGGUUCUUCGCACAUGUCCCAAGGAGAGUCGUGGCUGCUGAUGGAAGCUACAGUUAUAAAGCAACGACUUGGCAAGUCCGGUUCCGUUUGACGACAUUUGACAAAAAAUCAGGCCCCUAUACGCUUCGCUUGGGGAUUGCAGCAUCGAAUCAAGCAGCUAUAGCGAUCAAGGUGAACGACAUCACAUCCAAGACUUUGUUCGACACGCAGCAAUUCGGGAGAGACAAUGCCGUUGCACGCCAUGGUAUACAUGGACUUUAUGUUCUUUUCAGUGUCCAGAUCGCAGCAGCACAUUUCAAGAGCGGAGAUAAUACAAUCUUUCUUACUCAAAGGAAAGUGACAGGUCCAUACAAUGGAGUCAUGUACGAUAGCCUCAGGCUAGAGGGACCAUCCACGUAAAAACCUGGUCACCAUGAUCUUCACGUUUGAAAGCCAAAUCUUCGGCUCAACGCUGUCACAGACGGUGGAAGUAUUACCUACGUUCGUCCUAGCUUUUUGAUUCUCAGGAUUGUCCCUGCAUGUCCGUAUAUGCUUGCUCCAGUUCAAAUACCCUUUCAGUGCAGCAGAAAGUCCAUAGUUUGCCAUUCGAUGUGUUUGAAGGAAAAAAGGCCUUUCAUGUAAAGUGGGUCAGUCAGAUCACCAGAACAUGCUGAAGGAUAGAUCUCUCUAUAGUCUCCAAAUGCAGUUGUAUUAAAAUUAGGACAUAAGCGGAUCAGUAGAUAUUUGUCUUGGUCUGAUUUUCCCUUGUUUAUAAAAGUCACAUUCACUUGUUCAGACCAGUUCUGGAUCUCGGAUUCUCUCAGAUGUGCAAAGAUCACUUGUGAGAGUUGCUAGAAGGCGUUGCCAUCCUCAUUUUGAACUAGAAAAUAAAAAGCCGUGGCCCUAUAAGAGACUCUUAGAAUUUUCCUAAAUCAUUCAAGAACCAUUUCAGGACAAGGAACCUUAAUCUGUUGCUUGCAUAGGUCGGUAGCGGCAUCUAACACGUGGUCGACCUUUCUCAUGUGAAACAUAGUUUCAUAUGUGCUUCAUACAGUAAGCACCUUAGCAGUUCUAGAAAUAUUGCGGUGGACCAAUAUCAGCUCCUGUUCACUGAAGUCCAGACCGAAACACUUC